Molecule: messenger RNA, 816 nt
Organism: Trichoderma virens Gv29-8
Lineage: Eukaryota; Fungi; Ascomycota; Sordariomycetes; Hypocreales; Hypocreaceae
Exons: 7
Coding region: 1-816 (271 amino acids)
Source: RefSeq, a predicted model, not a curated record
AUGAAUGUCCGCGCGUCUAUUGAGACUGCAGCGAUAUUCAAUUACAAAGAUGCUGGCGCGCCUGACAAGGCUGCAGCCUCAUCGACCACGAAUGUCUGCGCGUCUAUUGAGACUGCAGCGAUAUUCAAUUGCAAAGAUGAAGUGUGCGCGCCUGACAAGGCUGCUGCCCCAUCAACCACGAAUAUUUGCAUGUCUCUUCAGACUGUAGCAAUAUUCGAUUGCAAAGAUGCCGGCACGCCUGACAAGGCCGCUACAUUGGCACUCAAGUACAAUGAUGUUGGCGCACCUGAAAAGGUUGCUGCAUUGGCAUCCACGAACUACAAUGAUGUUGGCGCGGCUGAUAAAGCUGCUGCAUUGGCAUCGAAGAGCGUUGGCACAUCUAUGCAGAUAGCUGCCUCUUUCAACCCCUUGGACAAUGUUCAAGAAGGGCACCCAUCACAGUCUUCGGCUUACGGCAAUCAUUUGUCGAAUCAGUUUCACGAAUCAUGCUUUGUUGUGUUUUGGGGGGCGGCGGCAGCGGCGGCGGUGAUGGCCGUGAUGGGCGAGGAGGUGAAUGAGAUGGUGGCGGCCGGCCCGUGGAACCAGAGUUUACAAGUCUCUCUCACAUCGUUCGUACAAACGAUCGAUCGCGAAGCUGACAGUAAUCAAAUAGCCAAGAAGGAGAAGAAGGAGGAGAAAGAGAAGGAAAAGGAGAAAGAGAAGGAAAAGGAAAAGUCGGCCACUGGCCUCGAGGGCCGCGGCGCCGACGGGACUUUGUCCCAGAAACAGGCCCUGGGGAUGGUGGCCUUGGGUCUCCUCACGGAGGCUCAGGCUUAG